Carya illinoinensis is the source of this 429-nucleotide messenger RNA. Its product is annotated as circumsporozoite protein-like. The record is from RefSeq and is a predicted model, not a curated record. The transcript is spliced from 2 exons. NCBI's taxonomy places the organism in Eukaryota, Viridiplantae, Streptophyta, Magnoliopsida, Fagales, Juglandaceae. The coding region runs from base 1 to 429 and encodes 142 amino acids.
AUGGGAGAAAGUGCUCGAGGAAGAGGGUAUAGACGAGGUAUUCGUGCAAGACGAUUUGCACCUUACCAGAGUAGAAUGCGGGGACCACGAGGAGCAAAAAUCACUUCAUACCACAGCCACUCAGAGGCUGAUCAGUCAGGUUCAGAUGACUCAACGCAGCCUCCCAGUCAUCCAUGGGAGCAGCCAUGUCCCAAUCCAUUGCCCCCACCUGAGCCGAUUAGAGACCCCCCACCUGAGUCGCGUAGAGCACCCUCACCCGUAAGAGAACCCCCACCUGAGACGCGUAGAGCACCCUCAACCACUUAUACUGAAUUUUUGUUUGCUGAAAAUACAGAUUUGACUAUCCCCACGAUGCCCAACGCAAACGAAGAACAGCCCAAACGGAGACGUGGGCCAGCUAAGUGUCUUGAGUUCGAGAAGUUGAGAUAG